Molecule: messenger RNA, 7710 nt
Organism: Dunckerocampus dactyliophorus (ringed pipefish)
Lineage: Eukaryota; Metazoa; Chordata; Actinopteri; Syngnathiformes; Syngnathidae
Gene: haus5
Product: HAUS augmin-like complex, subunit 5
Exons: 19
Coding region: 5830-7578 (582 amino acids)
Biological process (GO): spindle assembly; centrosome cycle
Cellular component (GO): centrosome; HAUS complex
Source: RefSeq, a predicted model, not a curated record
GCCAUUAAACCAAAGAAAAAGAAGCUCGUCCGCUAUGUCUACCUGGUUGUUGUUCGGCUGGUGACAUUCGGGUACUGAUACGUCACUUUGAAGAACUCUUGUGCAGGAUUUGAAGCGUUGGGCGAGAGAAGAGUUCGGUCUUCCUCCAGAGAGCCUGCCGAAUAACAGCUACUUCAACACGCUGUGUGUCGGGACAGGAAAGUCAAUAUGGAAACACAUCAUUCAUCACGUCUUCCACGAAAGAAACGUGAGGAUCAUACGAGGAAAUCUCCAGUGGUAUCCUUUUGCCUCUGAAUGUUUAUGUCUAUAUUAAUAACCCUAAUUACAGGAAAAGUGCACUUUUUUUUUAUUUUGCCCACAAUCCUUAUGUGGGACAUGAACUCUAAUAUGUCUUUCUCUUUUCUGUUCAUUCUAAAGAUAUAAAACAGGUAAAAAGUGGCAGGCAAACGUAAUGGGACACACCCAUUUCACCUAAAAAGGCUGCUAUUAAAACACCUCCAAAAACCUCCAACAAGGUUUGAUGGUUUUCUCUCCAUGCUGUGGGCAUGUAGUAACAGGUACAUUCAUGAUAACGUGGAAUACUUUUAGUAUUUUGGAACGUCCUUCCUGGUUGCAUUGAUUUCACAUAGCAGCGUAGAAAGGAACGCUAACUAGCGUCAAAAACACAGCAGCAGUGGCGGCAGCUCCAAUAUGUAGCAUUACUUUUUGCUAGUGGCCUGAGGUGUUGUGAAUGAGUGUGUGGUGACGCUAGUCGCUAGCCGGCUAGUACCUAGCUGGUGUGCUGUAGCGAGGUGUCACUUGGCCGAUGGCGGGAUGGAUACAGUAGUAGGGGUGGAACAAUUCAUUCACUACAUUGAUUCAUUGAUUUAUAUUCCCACGAUUCAACUACAUCGAUCUGGGUUCUCAAGUUUCCAUUCAGGGCGACACAUAUAUCGAUCUAACGUCGUUGGAAAAGAUAAUCUGUCAAUACUAGGAAAUGAAGCAUCAAAUUUAAGCACAGCAGGCUUCAUACGAAUGUGCUUUUUUUUUUAAAGCACUUUUAAUGAUAAAGAUUAAAGAUUAAACGUUACAGACUGCUUGUCGGUGACGUCAUUGUCCUUCGGGUAUGUGGAUCCAUGGGAGUUGCAGUUGACCUGUGAAAUACAGUUGAUUCGCUGCUUCUUUUGGUCAGUUCAUUCACUUCAUUCAGCAUUCAUAUUUAACUCGUCUGGCCUUAUUUGAAACUCCUUUUAAGUGACAUUUAUGGGGAUAGUGUGCAAAGUAAUGAUGUUUUGUACGCCUCUGGACGGUAGUUUACGGUCCAGUGGCAGUGACGCUUAGUUACGUCAUCAUCCAGCGCGUCGUGUCCAUGUCAAAAUACGUGGGAAUGUUACAAAUACAAUCCCCGUAUUUUAGCAAUGCGAAAAUCUAACACUGUGUGCGUGCGCUUGUCCUUUUUAAAAAUGUAAUUUUUUCAUAUAUCGCGUGGAUUUUCAUACAUACACAGAAAAGUUAAGUCCAACUUUAAGCCUUUCAAACUCAUGGGCCGGAGCUUCAGGACAAGAUAAAAGGUAUGUAGGCUAUAAAUUCACUUUAAUAUCUAUCUGCAGAUGAAAUGUCAUUAAAAUCUGAUGGUGCGAAAUAUGUACAUUUUUCCCCCGGAACUACUGUGUACAUGCAAUUAGCAGUGUGGCGUGGAAACCAAUACAGCUCUUACUACUCUUGAUUUUGAUGAUCAAAAAUGUAAAUGGCUACAAUGUUGACGUUUAAAAAUUGUCCCAGCCUAAGUUCUGAUAUAUUUUGUAGUAGGGUUGUACUUGCCAAGGUCCUUGGGUGGAUCACAGCUUUUGGCACUGCAGUAUUUCCCACUAUGAAAUGUGCUCUAACUUCUUUAAUACUUGGGGUAGAGAAAUGAAUGAGGUAUCAGAUUAAAGUUCAACUCGUGUUUCAUCAGACAGAAUUAAUCACAGACUUGAUUUUACGUAUUUCAAAAUGUUGUAACAUUCCCAACAUAUGUGGGCUGCAAAACGUCUGUCAGUGUAUUCUUGCUAGUUGUUCUGUAGUGAUGGAAAUUUCGUCUCUUUUUAGAGAGCCGGUUCUUUUGGGCUCGGCUCAAUUAAAAGAGUCGACUCUUUCGACUCCCAAGUGGCUCCUCAGAUUUUUGUGGUGGUCUUAAAUUAAUUUACCACAUUACGUGGGUAUUGGGUAAAAUGAAUUAUGAAUGUAAAAAAUACAUGAUAUCAAAUGUUUGUUAUUUAAACCUCAAUGAACAGCUACAAAAAUGUAUAAUACUAUAAUGUGAAAUUAUAAAAUGCAAAAACAAAGACCCAUCUCAAUAGACAAAUUAGGUAAAAAUACAGUAGGUCAAGUCUCUUCAUGCAAACUUCUUCACAAACAAAUCUGCUUUAAGAGCGCCACAGUGUUUAACCCCGCCCUUGUCCCUGCUCAGUGCGGGCAAAGCGCCGCCGCCGCAAAACUUCAUCAAUGACAUUCACCUUUAACAGGAAAUAAAAGACAAGGACAAAACUAGUCGUGCUCCCAACCGGCUCCUGUCAUUCAUUUUAAAGAGCCGGCUCCUACAGCCGCCCCCCCCCCAAAAAAAAAAAUCUCCCGCUUCCAUUGGCCGUACAGGUGAGAAUGUUUCAACACCUGAUUGAAGACACCGUACCACAGUGGUCCCCAACCUUUUUUGACCCAUGGACCGGCUUGUGUUCCCACGGGGGGGGGUGCGUACCUUAAAGCGAUCUAAUAUAUCUUAUUUAUUAUGUAUUGUAUAAAACUAAGACAUGAAUAACAUCAAAUUAAAAGCACAAAAUGAAUACCGACCCACCAUCCACCAGUUCAAGUUCCAGCCAAGUGUUUCCAGAGAGAUGAUGACAUGGCUGUUUGACGUGUGUGGUAAAAGGCAGUGUGCUAGCAUGAAUUAACUUGAGACAAAUGUGCACAUUAGCACUCAAUAAGUCAUCAAAACUUACCUUUGUGCAUUCCCACAUAGUAUCAGCAUUUGACACCAAAUAUGAGGUGAAAGAAAAAUGGUAAAAAUAGAGCAGCAGUAGAGAGAAAGUUAGCAUACGCACAAUGGACGUGCGUCAAGUGAGACGGAUGUAACAGAGAGAAUCCGGCCACUUUUCAAAAUAAAACAUAAAAAAACCCUGAAAUAAUGGAAAUAAUUUUUUCUUUCUGUGCGGCCCGGUACCAAAUGACCCACGGACCGGUACCGGGCCGCAGCACGGGAGUUGGGGACCACUGUCGUACCACAUUCAUUUGCAUAAUGUCCCUCAUUGGGACUAUUUAAAGUAAAUCAUUCAUCAUUGCAAGCUAUACCACCCUCUUUUCAUCCCGAUUUUCUAUUGCAUUUUAACUCAUUUUUUGUACUCAUUGAUCACUUAUGCUUAAGUAUGCCAGCAUUAUUAAUCGUUAAUACCCGAUUCCCUUACAUAAAAACAAUGGGAAUCUAGGAAACAUCAACUGCACUGUCCAGUACCCAGGUAUUUAUUUCACAGUCACACUGGUUGAAUUUUUGGCUCAAAAGUUACUGAAUCCAUUUAAAGUUACCGAAUCGUUUCGGACGGUAUCGUUCUAAAUGAAGCAAAAUCUUUCUUGAAUCGUAUCGGCAAACACGAAGCGUAAUCCGAAUCGAAUGGUUAUUAAAACCAAUCGUCACACCCCCAUUGAUCGAUAUAUCGACACUUUAUUCAUCUCCAAGAGAAAUUCCCAUUUCCAGCAGCGCUGCAAAAAUGUCAUCAUAAACUUAAUCACUUCAAAAUAACAACCAAGGCAAGACAGGACAGAUAAUAAAAGUAAGAAAGUAGAAUAAGAAUAAAUACUGUACAUACGGAACCGAUCACUUUGAAUUUGUAGUCUUGUGUUUUUAUUGCUCCCCCUCUGUUGGGGAGGAAUGAUCUGCUCAGUCUUUCAGUGGAGCAGGACAGUGAUAGUAAUCUGCCACUGAAAGUGCUACCUAGGUGGAAUAGGUUUGUCCCAUUACGUGCAUUCUUAGGGGCUACCCACAUGGAAAUGUUUUCAGGUCAAAAGGGCAAAGUAUUUUAUGGUUUCAGCCUCUCAUCCACAUGGGAACGGUGUUGUGGGUGCCCUGAAAUGUUUUUUUUUGUUUUUUUUUGUAAAUGGCUUACACAGUGGGGAAAAUCUGAACACGCCGGCUUAUCGUUGCCGUGCAGACAGCUCCACACGGGAACCAUGACGUCACUGACCCACCGCCUCCUUUUUGUCGUCACAGGACCAGGAGUGAGCUUGGACGACAAGCCAACAUAAUAUCUGAAUAUUUCGACAGACAUGACUCACCGCUGUCGACAUUCUCCCGAGUUUUGUUGUUUAUAUACAGUGUUCCCUCGUUUAUGGCGGGGGAUAGGGUUCCAAAAUAGCCCGCGAUAAGUGAAAUCCGGCGAAGUAGCAUUUUCUCACAUUUCUCUCUUGUUCAAUCACUCUCAAAGUUACAAUUUUGUUUGAGUUGUAAUGACCGACCUACUAGGUUGGACACAAGAAAUGAUUAUGUGACUCACGCGUAUUUCACUCCUCUGAUGGUGCCUCUUUGUCCUGGCGCCGUUUGGCUGUAGUGUUUUUGCUUGUGUAUGCAAUUCCUGUCUAACUUAUCUGACUGCUGUGUGUUUCACACAGUGAAACGAUCUCUAUAUACACUGAAGCUAACCUAAGCUUCCAUUAAAACAUUGCAGAUAAUGUAAAAUACAAUACAACGUUGGAGUUAAUUCAAAUUCACACUGAAGCAAUGCAGCAUUAUGUGUUAUGUUCAAUACAUGGAUAACUGAUCCUCAUGCGCAGAACACCGCUCUAUCACCGCUAAACCAACGUUCGCUACCGUUAAAUCAAGGCUAAAGCAACGCUGGCUUCAGCGGUGCACCGCUAGGACAACGCCCGUGUUUUCUAUUUUUUUUUCCCAUUUUGUGCCCGGUGACGAGCGUUGUCGAAAUUCGGCCCCCUCUUCCUACCAUUCAAGGGACGCUACAGCAAAGUUCAGGCGGUGUGACCGGGCUUGUGGUACGAGUGAUUUCCCGCUGAGGCGUUGUCUGAUAUUAUUUUUUUAGUCCGAGUCUAGUCACAGACCUGUCAUCGUGUAUAAACCGCACCCCGAUUUUUUGCUUCUUACCGGUGGAAAAAAGGUGCUGUUUAUACACCGUGAUUUAUGGUAGCUUCUUCUGUUUCUUCUAUUGUUUACAGUAUUGGCGGGUAGCUCACUCAGUCACCUGUUCCCGUCUGGAUGCAGCUAUUUACUAAUCCGGCGAAGUGUGGAUAAGACUUUUUUGCAGCCCGCCGGAAAAGAAAUCCCAAGAAUGUUCCGGUGUGGACAGGGCCUAAUUUGGGUCUUUUUUUUAGCAGUUUUUAUGUCUUUAGAACACACAGAAAAAAGAAAGUUGUGUAUUCAUGCAUCACAUAAGGAUAGUGGAUUAUGGGCAAAUUGACAAAAAAAAAACCGUUCUUUGUAGUGGCAGCCUGACAAACUUUCAUUUUUGCUCGGUGAACUUGCAGCAUUUCUCUCAUGCAGCUGUUUUGGGGAUUUGUGUGAGCUUUUGUCAUUUGCAGCAUAUUUUUUUUGUAUUUGUUUUUGAUCCUGCAACAUUGAAGUGAUUGCAGUGAUUUUUUUUUCUUGCCCCGAACGGUCAGUUCUGUGUUUGGAAGGUUUGGACGCUACAUGUUUGCCCCUGUCGGCCACUGUAAUUCUUUCUUUCUGCCAUCAAAUACCAAUUAAACCCAUGGUUCUCCAAGUAUGGGGUCAGGCACAGUGCUUGAGAGGAAAACAAAUAUAGGCUAGGGAGACUGGCUUGAGUUUUCUCUUUGACGUUAUCAUAAAGGUACAAAGUGGUUCAAGACAAAGAGAUGAAGCAGACCGAGAGCCAGAGUGUGGCUGCUCAGAAGAGCAAGCUUCAGGGGAAGAUAGAGCAGGUUAGGUCCGAGAUCAGUCACCUGGACUCUGAAAUCAGAGCGACUGAGGAACAGAUGGCCAGCCAAGAGCAGUCCAUCACCUCUACUUGGGCUCAGGUGGAGGACAGCCAGCGCAGGAAGUUGCUCCUCCAGGCUUUCAGGCAGAGCUGCGUCUCGGGUCGCAUGUUGCUGUCGAGUGACAUUCAAGCGCUCAGCGGGUACUGCCAAACUCUGGAGCAGAUGGCCAGGAAAGCAGAGGUUGAAGUGCUGUUUGAGAAUCACGUUUGUGAUGGGGACACCCUCAACUCCAAAGCUGCCGUAGAAGCACAAGUCCUGCGUAAAGUGAGAGAGCUCUGUAACGACAGGGUCCACUUCUAUCAGUCCUUGCAAGAGAGCGUAUUGAAAACGGGGGACUCUGGAGCCACACGUACGACGAGUGAGCAGAGGACAGCAGUGUUUGAGUACUGGUUAAGUGCUGUGGAGAACCUGUUGGGUGCUCAUCCUCCAAACCACAUCCUCUCUGCAUUGCAACAUUUGGCUUCCAGAGAGCAGAAGGAGUUUGAGGAGAAAGCGACUGCGGAUGUCACACAGGACAUGACAGCUCUUGGGUUUCGUCAUGAAAGUGAUCAUCUGCUGGACAUCUCAGGAGAAGAAGAAAACGACUUGCCGUGCAUUAACACCCUCUUGCAGGCUGCGUGGCAGAAAGUGGAGGAGAGUCUAAUUGAGUUAUCUCAGACUCGCUCCAGAGUCCAGCAACUCCAGCACCAGCUGCUGGCUCGUAGGAAGGAGGCUGAACAGGAGUUGUCUGGAUUAGGUGAUGAUCUCCACAGUGACUCUUUGGUGCUGUCAUCUUUGGAUCUGGAGCUCCAGUGUGUGAUGAAGGCUGCAGCCAGGGAUCAUAUCAGAGACGGGUGCAUGCAGCUUGACCAGCACGCCAGAAGCCACCAGGAGGCGCUGCGGAAUCUUCACAGCCAGUGGCAGAGCGUUGUGGACUUCAGACAGCUAGUGCUCCUCAGACAGGAUCACAUAAGAAGUCUGAUUAAGGGGAACUCUUCAGCUAAGACUGACUUGAUCCGGAGGCACAAAGAGCUACAGGACUUUUUGGACGGCAAGAUGGUACCGCAGUUCAAUGACAUCACCAAUACUGCCGCAAAUCUAAGGAACUCGAUCUCCAAGGAGGUCAAGCAGAUGGGCACCGUUUCCCUUCAUGCUCUGGACAGGAGGGCCGUAGAUGGAAUGCAAAGAAUUCCGGCAUCAUGGUUGUCCAUCCAUCGCCUGCAGUCGCCGACCUUCAGCAGCCUGUGUCGGCACACGGCGUUCCCUCUCUACAGGGCUCCGGAGGAGUUGUGGUCCAAGGCGCGCGACGACCAGCUGGAGUUGCGUUUCCUCCGUCAGCUCCUCCAACAUCACUCCGCCACAUUGCGGAAAUCCAAGGAGGGGGCUGUGCUACUGCUUGCAUCCGAUCAUAAGGUCCUGCUAUCCAGAGUCAAAGAGGAAGAUGAAAAGCUGCUGCAGUCUUUGGUCCCACGAGUCCGAGGCCUCACCCGCAGAUGCGCACAAGGCAUUUCUUACGGAGAGCAAGUCAAAACUGCCAUAUCUCACUGGUGGGAUCAACCAGCACAGCACGUCCUACCUGAGGUCUGCCAUGGAGGACUGACUUUUCAACAGUGGCUUCAGAGGUGGAAACUAGCUGCCAAAGCCUAAAUACAUGAGACUCUCCUAGCAUUGUCAUGUGACAAGACUUCCAAGACCUUUCCAAAAUCAAUUUUUCUUCAUGUCUUGUUGCUGUUUAACUGUGCUGUGUAUGUUUACUAAUAAAUACAUUCUGUGAUCUGG